Messenger RNA from Metarhizium robertsii ARSEF 23, 2433 nucleotides. Its product is annotated as Peptidase S8, subtilisin, Ser-active site protein. NCBI's taxonomy places the organism in Eukaryota, Fungi, Ascomycota, Sordariomycetes, Hypocreales, Clavicipitaceae. The transcript is spliced from 6 exons. The record is from RefSeq and is a predicted model, not a curated record. Gene Ontology annotation, molecular function: serine-type endopeptidase activity. Gene Ontology annotation, biological process: proteolysis. The coding region runs from base 1 to 2433 and encodes 810 amino acids.
AUGUUGGUAAAUAUCAAAUUGUAUCAGUCUAUCAAUGACCUGACCUACCCUACUCUCCGUCGGUCCGAGAACAACCCCUUCGAGUCGUCCACGGGCGACGACCAGGAAGCCCGAAAGAGUAAGGCUGCUGCCAAAUUUCAAGUCUUUGAGGCAGGGGCCCCCCUUGUUUCUGACAGCCGCGGAAACCUCGAAGCAAUUUUUCGAGUAGACGAGCUGUGCAAACAGGGAUGGAACGAUUCAGCCUUGAACCAGAUCGAAACACUGCUCGGGGAUGAGGUCCGAGAUUUUGGUUCAAAGAUUCAAGUCAACCCCGAGGCAGGCAUGACUGCCCACGAAAAUGUUGAUGAACCCGAGGCCAAAGCCAAAGAGUACAUAGAUGCCCUGUCUCAAACUGGACUUCCCGAUCCGAGGUUCCAUCUUACAGUUUUUCCGGCGUCUCUUGAUGAGGGACUCGCUGGCCUCAAGCAAAAAACCGAGCUCAAUGCACGCAUUGAGAAAAGGACUCAGGCGGUGUGCUCUCCCUUGUUGCUUAAGCCUCAGCCCGACUACAGCGCGGCGGUAGAGUUCGCAGAUCCGACAAAGCUAUACGAGUUGCUGGCGACUCGGAAACACUGCUCAGAAUGGCGGCACAGCGCCUUUCUGUUGCUUUCUGACCCUGACGAUUCCGAUAUUCUCUUUUCAAUGUACCUGUCUAGCUCCUGGAAUCUGCGAGAACUUCAGAUACCGAAAUUGAUUUCAGGACUCCACCACAGAUCCAUACCACUUGACGAGAAAAACCUCACGCCUGUUAGCCUUGGGGCUCUCAUGACAGGAGAAGAACUUAAGACAGUCACCUUAGAUGAUGAGGUUAGAAAGGCUUGGCUAGCACAUCGACUAUCACUAUCCCUUCGCUUAUUAUAUAUGGGACCGUGGAUUCAGCAAGACUGGGACUUUGAUACUUUACACAUCAUGCCGAAGAACAAUAGCGAGUUAUUGCCCCCCAUUGACGAAUUAUACAUCGGUUGCACUCUCGCCCCAGGUUAUGAAAUGGCCAACUCAACUCCGACAGCGCGCUGCUCUCCGUAUAGUUCGCAGAUGUGUCCAAAGUUCUUUUUAUCAUUUGCUCAGCUUUUGGUGGAUAUUCUGAAAGGUGAAAGGGGCUAUCGAUCUUAUAGUGAGUCCCAACUGAAUGACUGGUUUUAUAUGCUUCAGUACGAGGUCGGACACAAUUUGAAAGAGAUGUCAAAUGAAUAUUACUGGAGGGCUAUUGAAGGCUGUAUACUUUUCACCAUGCACGAUGAUAGCCAUGAAUGCGCAGAUGCGCUGGUGCGAGCAAAAGACGUCAUCUCUAAGCAUAUUAUUACUUAUUUGAGAAUGCAUGUCGAAUCUUGCCAGGCGAAACACUCCCGGUGUCUUCAACCCGAUGGUACGAGUGAGGAAACGGGCAUUCGCCUUUGGUCGGAAAUUGAAAGCAAAUACCAGCAAAUAGACUCACCCAAAGCUCGAGGCGAGGAUAGCUUCGUCACACACAUGAAUAGGUUUACCGCCACAUUCAUCAAGAACCUCCCAGCGUUAGAAAAGAAAGUGAGAGUCGCGAUAAUUGACUCAGGCUUCUACGUGCACGAGUGCGAUCCGUGGCUGAACAACCCCGCUGUUGAGGCAAGAAUCGGCGAAAAACGAAACUUCUUUAGCCCUGACGACAACGACCCGGAUAAAAGCAAGUGGCAGGAUAUGACUGGCCACGGGACCCAAGUGGCUCGGCUGGUGCUUCAGUUUGCGCCGCUCGCAGAGGUAGUUAUUGCCAAGAUUACGAACUCGCCGACUCUGAAGUAUACCAAAACAGAGCGUCUAGUAGAGGCACUCAAAUGGGCUGGCGAACGCGCUGACAUCAUCAACCUCUCCUUCAGCCUGGGGACGCUGCCCAUCAUAGAUGUGCAAAAGGAAAUCAACAACUUGGUGGACAAUAAAAAGCUCGUGUUCGCGGCCGCCUCAACCAACGCGGCCAAAUGGGCCUCGCGAGCUUGGCCUGCCAGAGAACGCGGUGUCUUCGCCAUACACGCGUCGGAUGAAACUGGUGAAACCUGUGCGGGCAUAAACCCAGACCCUCUAUCAGAAGACGACAACUUUCUCGCAUUUGGCCUCGAGGUCGAUUCGUUUUGGGAUGGCCGUUACCAGCGCAUAUCCGGGACAUCGUUUGCUACGCCGGUGGCGGCCGCCAUCGCCGCAGACAUGAUAGAAUUGGCGAGACGGAUUCCAGAGUCCAAUUUCGGCGAGGACAUCACAAGGUACAGGGUCAUGCGUAAUUUAUUCCUCAAGUACAUGUCGGAAAACAAGGUGCCCGGCAACUUCCACCGCCUCGUACCCUGGACAGAGAAGCUCUGGGAUUGGAACGGGCCGGUAGAGACGCAAGAGAAAUUCAAGUAUGCACUGCGGGACGUCAUAACGUUUUGUUGA